Juglans regia (Persian walnut) is the source of this 718-nucleotide messenger RNA. Its product is annotated as dynein light chain 1, cytoplasmic-like. The transcript has 2 exons. The coding region runs from base 172 to 558 and encodes 128 amino acids. Gene Ontology annotation, biological process: microtubule-based process. Gene Ontology annotation, molecular function: dynein intermediate chain binding; dynein light intermediate chain binding. NCBI's taxonomy places the organism in Eukaryota, Viridiplantae, Streptophyta, Magnoliopsida, Fagales, Juglandaceae. The record is from RefSeq and is a predicted model, not a curated record. Gene Ontology annotation, cellular component: dynein complex.
AUGAACAGUACUACAUUCCGCACCUUCCUUCUCUGUCCCAGUCUCCCAUCUUUUUCCUCUCUCUCUCUCUCUCUCUCCAUUUCAUAGAAAUGAAACACUAGCCGCGGAUUCGAGAGAAUACAGCCUUACUACUCUGAGUAAUGAGAGAGUGAACAAGUGAAAAGGAAACAAAUGGAGGGAGCAGAGGAAGAGCUGGAGAGGAGGAGCAAGUUCCUCGACAGUUUGAUUAAGAAGAAGAAAGCGAUUGAACAGCAAGAGCAGCAUGACUGUCUCAACGUGCGUGUCAGAGCCUCUGACAUGCCCCUUCCUUUGCAGAACCGUGCCUUUCGCUGCGCACGUGACCAACUCGACUCCAUGCCCGGCAAGCUUGACAGUAAACGCCUCGCCCUCGCGCUUAAGAAGGAAUUUGAUUCUUGGUAUGGUCUAGCUUGGCACUGCAUUGUAGGAACCAGCUUUGGCUCAUACGUCACACAUUCCUCGGGAGGCUUCUUGUAUUUUUCAAUUGACAAGGUUUACAUCCUUCUCUUCAGGACUACUGUUGAACCUUUAGACCAUUGAAAGCCUUUAAAACUGAAAUGCAUCGAACUCUAUGGUUUAUAAAUAUUUCCACUCUCAAUUUACAUGUAAAAUUCAUAACGGCUGUAUUAUCUGUUCUAGUUUUUUAAUUCUGUAUCGAUGACUUUCCUUAUAUUACAAGCAUAAAAGAGUGAUAGUUUGA